Molecule: messenger RNA, 805 nt
Organism: Apus apus (common swift)
Lineage: Eukaryota; Metazoa; Chordata; Aves; Apodiformes; Apodidae
Product: homeobox protein HMX2-like
Exons: 2
Coding region: 1-780 (259 amino acids)
Biological process (GO): regulation of transcription by RNA polymerase II
Cellular component (GO): nucleus
Molecular function (GO): DNA-binding transcription factor activity, RNA polymerase II-specific; RNA polymerase II transcription regulatory region sequence-specific DNA binding
Source: RefSeq, a predicted model, not a curated record
AUGGGGCAGCUCGGGGGCGGCCGCCGAGCCCCACCGCCGGCCCCGGCCCCUCCGCCGGCCUUCAGCAUCGACAGCAUCCUGCAGCCCGGCCCCCGCCGCCCGGCCCAGGAGCAGGGCAGAGUCCGCUGCGCCCUGCCGGAGGAGGAGGAAGAGGGGCCUGCAGAGCAAGACCCCAAUAAAAGCUCCAGCAACUCGGGCAGCGAGCCCUGCCGGCUCCGGGCGGAGGGGACGAGCCGUGGCCUCCGCCCGGAGGCCGAAAGCUGUUGUAUGGACUCCCCGCUCCGCGCAGAAGGGCUGCGCGGCUCCCGGCAGCAGCCGCGGAGGGAGGCCGGGGGCUGCGGCGGGGAGAGCGGCAGGUCGCCGGCUGCGGGCGGCAGGAAGAAGACGCGUACCAUCUUCUCCAAGAGCCAGGUUUUCCAGCUAGAGUCCACCUUCGACGUGAAGCGCUACCUGAGCAGCGCCGAGAGGGCCGGGCUGGCCUCCGCGCUGCACCUCACCGAGACCCAGGUGAAGAUCUGGUUCCAGAACCGCCGCAACAAGCUCAAGAGACAAAUGUCGGCCGAACCCGAGGGCCCGGGGCAGGCGGAGCCCCCUGGAGAUCCACUGCCCCCCGCUGCCUCCGCGGCUCUCUCCUUCCCGGCCCUUUACAAGGACAGCACCCUGCUCAGCCGCUGCUUGAUGCCUCUGCCCGUCCCCCUGCUGUACCCGGGCAGCGCCAUCCCCUACCUCUGCCUCCCCGGGCCGGGCAAACACUUCAGCCUGGUGGACGGGGACGUAUAGCCUCUUUCCCCGGUCCCCGACCUUC